AUGUCAUCUCGCAAUCAGGUAGCUCUGGUAACUGGGGCUAACAAGGGCAUCGGCUUUGCCAUCACACGUGACCUGUGUCAGAAGUUCUCCGGGGACGUGGUGCUCACGGCGCGGAACCAGGCGCGGGGCCAGGCGGCGGUGCAGCAGCUGCAGGCGGAGGGCCUGAGCCCGCGCUUCCACCAGCUGGACAUCGAUGACCCGCAGAGCAUCCGCGCCCUGCGCGACUUUCUGCUUGAGGAGUACGGGGGACUGGACGUGCUGGUCAACAACGCGGGCAUUAGCACUAAAGGCACUGAUCUGACCCACUUUUACAUUCAAGCAGAAGCAGCAAUGAAAACAAACUUUUUUGGUACCCAGGCUGUCUGCAUGGCGCUACUUCCUCUAAUAAAACCCCAAGGCAGAGUGGUGAACAUGUCGAGCAUGGUGAGCCUCAGGGCCCUGAAAAACUGCAGCCCAGAGCUGCAGCAGAAGUUUCGCAGUGAGACCAUCACAGAGGAGGAGCUGGUGGGGCUCAUGAACAAGUUUGUGGAAGACACGAAGAAAGGAGUGCAUGAGAAAGAAGGCUGGCCGGACAGUGCAUAUGCGGUGACCAAGAUCGGGGUGACCGUCCUGUCCAGAAUCCACGCCCGGAAACUCAGCGAGCAGAGGAGAGGGGACAAGAUCCUCCUCAAUGCCUGUUGCCCCGGGUGGGUGAGAACCGACAUGGCGGGACCAACAGCCACCAAGAGCCCUGAAGAAGGAGCAGAGACCCCCGUGUACUUGGCCCUUUUGCCGCCAGAUGCAGAGGGACCCCACGGGCAGUUUGUUCAGGAGAAAAAAGUUGAGCCGUGGUGAACUCAACUCUCACCUCUU
Messenger RNA from Peromyscus californicus insignis, 852 nucleotides. RefSeq names its product carbonyl reductase [NADPH] 1-like. The record is from RefSeq and is a predicted model, not a curated record. The transcript has 3 exons. Bases 1 to 834 code for a protein of 277 amino acids. Lineage: Eukaryota; Metazoa; Chordata; Mammalia; Rodentia; Cricetidae. Gene Ontology annotation, molecular function: carbonyl reductase (NADPH) activity.